AUGACUAUGGCCAUCGACAAUCAACAACGCUUUGGUGGAAUGAACUUCGACCACAUGCCUUAUUCCAACACUCCCCAAUUCACGAACCCCUGGUCUUCGACGUCGUCGCCAGCUCAGAACCAAAGUAUCUAUGCUCCAUCCCAUAACCUCAAUCCCAAUUUGGGACUUGGGAACAGUAUUGGAAAGCAACAACAUCAACAGCACCAGCAGCAGCAACAACAACAACAUCAGCAGCAAGCUUCCAGGAUCAACAGCAAUGUGUCUAUGGCAUCAUAUGCCAGUGUACCAAUCACCGCGGCAUCAGCAGGUAGCCCUCUCCUGGUUGAUGUAUAUGGCUCGCAGGAAUUGCUCACCACGCCCCAAGAUCUCUUAAAUCCCAAUCGUUCCUCUACUUAUGGACAUGAAACCUCAUAUACAAGCGCGCCAUCGCCAGUACAUAGUAAUUUUGCGCCAACAUCGGCCCCCUAUGAGUCUAUGGGAUAUGCCCCGGCGCCGGUUCGUUCAACUUACGCCAUCCAGCAACAAGAAAACGCGAGGCGCGUGUCACAACCGUCAGUACCCUCAAACACUUUCCUCGAGAUCUCCGAGGAGGCGCAACGCCUGCAGCGCCAGAGCUCACUUAUUGACUUGGAUGAUAGAGGCCUUCAACAAAACGAGUCAACCCGAAGUUUCGGUGAUGCGAUAGACGCCAGCAGGGGAAUGAUUGCUAUGAGCCAGAAUACCACGCCGCGCAACAUAUAUGAAGCGCAGGGACGGGUGGGGAGAGGAUCAGGUGAUUCAUACGGGUUUCCCGCGACACACUCUACCAGCUCUUCGGUAUCAUCGUCGGGUACUUACCCUUCUUACUUUGGGACUGGAUCUGUGGAUUCUUCGGUGAGCGAUUACUCGAAUGCGGGAUCCGACAUCGAGUCCGUCUCGUCACGGACACUCCCUAGACCAUCGGGUCUGUUGAAUGGUAGUGGAAUGCCGCCGGCACCACAAUCCAUGAUGGGACAAUUCAGCUCCAAGGUUUCCUCGAGCACACAGAAGAAGCACAAGUGCAAGGUUUGCGACAAGCGAUUUACACGUCCAAGCUCCCUCCAGACCCAUAUGUACAGUCACACGGGCGAGAAACCAUUCUCUUGCGAAGUCGAGGGUUGUGGGAGACACUUUUCAGUUGUCUCAAACUUGCGGAGACAUCGAAAGGUACACAAAGGCGAAGCACGCUCAGACGCCGGAUCGCCAGACCACCAGUCGGACGAAUAA
This is a messenger RNA of Lachnellula hyalina, 1245 nucleotides long. Its product is annotated as Zinc finger protein. Gene Ontology annotation, biological process: regulation of transcription by RNA polymerase II. Lineage: Eukaryota; Fungi; Ascomycota; Leotiomycetes; Helotiales; Lachnaceae. The transcript has 2 exons. The record is from RefSeq and is a predicted model, not a curated record. Gene Ontology annotation, molecular function: DNA-binding transcription factor activity, RNA polymerase II-specific; RNA polymerase II cis-regulatory region sequence-specific DNA binding. The coding region runs from base 1 to 1245 and encodes 414 amino acids. Gene Ontology annotation, cellular component: nucleus.